Messenger RNA from Monosiga brevicollis MX1, 1287 nucleotides. RefSeq lists its product as uncharacterized. Lineage: Eukaryota; Choanoflagellata; Craspedida; Salpingoecidae. The coding region runs from base 1 to 1287 and encodes 428 amino acids. The record is from RefSeq and is a predicted model, not a curated record. The transcript has a single exon.
AUGCAAGGUGCUUGCCUGCCAUGGGUGGUGGGACUGUGCUGCUUGCUCCUCACGUUGGUCACGGCUGAUAGCAAGCCAUCGAUCACGGUGGACGGCAGUGGCACGCUCUUUCUCAACGCCUCAAACCGCGUGGUGGUCAACGGCGUUGAUGUGGCAGAUCUUGCCACGGUGUUGCGAUCCCUCGUGCGAUUGAGCCCAGAACUGUAUCUGCCUCAGUUUGAAAGCAAAAUCAUCACGACUGGCGCGGCGUUUGCAACCGCAGUCGCCGUGGCGGAUCUUGAUGGUGACGGUCAACUGGAUGUCAUCAGCUCCAGCGCCAAUGAUGACAAGGUGGCCUGGUAUCGCAACACUGGCGAUGGCACAUUCUCUGCAGAGAACAUCAUCAGCACCACAGCCAAACACGCGUUUUCCAUCUAUGCAGCUGAUCUGGACAACGACGGCUGGCUGGAUAUCCUCAGUGCCAACGCCGUUGACAACACAAUCGUUUGGUAUCGCAAUCAAGCCAAUGGUUCCUUUGCGCAACAUCAAGCAGUCAUCACGGCCAAUGCUGCCCGAGCGGCCUCGGUGUUUGCCGUGGAUCUAGACAACGACGGCAAGAUGGAUGUUCUGAGUGCCAGUUAUGGCGAUGACAAAGUGGCAUGGUACCACAAUACUGGCAACGGCACCUUUUCUGAUCAAAAAGUAAUCACUGCGGCUGCCGACGGUGCGCGCUCGGUGUUUGCUGCUGAUCUUGACCGCGAUGGCCGUGUCGACGUGCUCAGCGCCAGCUUUGAGGACGAUACCAUUGCUUGGUAUCGUAACUUGGGUAAUGGCGCCUUCUCGGCCCGAUCCGUCAUCACUUCCAACGCAGACGGGGCAACCUCGGUCUAUGCAGCCGACCUUGAUGGCGAUGGGCAUCCAGAUGUCCUGAGCAGCAGCCUUGCUGACAACACGAUCGCUUGGUACCAAAACCAUGGAAACGGUUCCUUCUCUCCGCCCAAGAUCAUCACGAACACUGCGAGCCAAGCCGUUUCGGUCUACGCUGCCGACCUUGACCGAGACGGUCAUGUGGAUGUGAUCAGCGGUAGCAGUGCUGAUAACAAAGUUGCAUGGUUUCGAAACGAGGGCGACGGCACUUUCUCUGUCGAAAUCAUCAUCUCGACUGCAGCCAACGUCGUGACUUUUGUUCGCGCAGCCGAUCUCGACGGCGAUGGUGACAUGGACGUGCUCAGCGCCAGCUCUGGUGACAAUAAGAUUGCUUGGUACCCUGCCAACACUCACUUGAUUGAGGUUCUUCGGCGUCUUUAA